AUGAGGAAGGCUUUGGGAAUCCCAUCCCCACCACAGCCCACACCCCAAGCUUUGCCACCUCCGCAGCCCAAUGCCCCUGCAGCUACCAAGCCCAUUGCAGCUGUUGCUGCAGCCCAUCCUCCGAAGCCCAAUGCAGCUGUUGCUGCAGCCCAUCCUCCGAAGCCCAAUGCAGCUGUUGCUGCAGCCCAUCCUCCGAAGCCUGAUGCAGCUGUUGCUGCAACCCAUCCUCCGAAGCCUGAUGCAGCUGUUGCUGCAGCCCAUCCUCCGAAGCCUGAUGCAGCUGUUGCUGCAACCCAUCCUCCGAAGCCUGAUGCAGCUAUUGCUGCAGCCCAUCCUCCGAAGCCUGAUGCAGCUGUUGCUGCAACCCAUCCUCCGAUGCCCAAUGCAGCUGUUGCUGCAGCCCAUCCUCCGAUGCCCAAAGCAGCUGUUGCUGCAGCCCAUCCUCCCAAUCCUGAUGCAGGUGCAUCCAAUCCUCCCGAGGCUGAUGCAUCCAUGCCUCCCCCACCGGUGCCUGUGCCCAAGGCAGCACCCUCUCCAUCCCAGCUCAAUGCUGUUGUGGAUGGAGCAGCAGCAGAGACAGCAAAUAGAGCCUUGCCCAACAGUGUCACCAAUCGUGCGGAGUACAUGCAGUACUUGCGUGCGGCCAGGAACCCAAGCAAGAUGGUCAAAAGCUUGAUUCCUGCUUUCCAAGGCAACAAGCUAGAUCUGUUUCGAAUUUGGUUGGAGAAGGGGCAGGAUUUUCAACAGGUGGCGAUCGAGGUCAGGAGGAGGAAUGCGCAAAAGCAAACAGCAGCAGCAAAGGACAAAUGCAUGAGCAGGAAGGAUUUGGAAGCAUGUGGGAGGUACACCGAAAGUGACAUACAAGAGCUCAUCGCCAGGAAGACAGCCGAGGGUUUGUACAUCAAUGACCCCAACUUUCCCAACAGGGAAGACCUUCGCCAAUACAGGGUGAACAUGGAAGUUAGCCAUGAGAUCGCACACAGCAGGGAGGACUCACAGGAAAUGGUGUCAAACACUUCCCUCAACCCAACCGAAGCCUUGGCCCUCACAGAGGAAGGUGCUGACUUCUCGACAACCGCAAUGCCCAGCAUGAACGAGGUUUUGCAGGUGGGAGGCAACAGUGGUGGCAGUGGGGGUGGCAUCCAUGGGGACACGGCAGAGGCACCAGCAGGAAACGCGAAAGCUAAGGCAAAAACAAAAGCCAAGGCCAAGGCGAAGCCUGGUGAUAACACCUCUGACCCUCCCCCCGACAAACCGCAGACACCUUUGGAUAAGGCUAUGGCCUUAAAGAAGAUUGUGUUGAAAGAGGCAGAAGAGGCCAGGACUUUGUGCAUCUCCAUCGAGGGCCUGGAGUGCGCUACGGAGCUGCAGACGGCAUUGACCACCCAUAGUUCGGCAAUGACAAACCUGUACCGUGAUCUGCAUCAGCUUACAUCACAGGAAGUCAAUGACCUGUCGAAGUAUCAGGCCCACCUGCUAAGCGGCAGCGAACUGAUGAUCCUGGAAGCCAGUUGGCCCAUGCGCCUCGAGGGCAUGACGUUUCCAGCCACUGGUUCGGGAAAUAGGUUCUUGCCAACAAAGGAACUCAGGGUCAAAGCAAACAAGGCUAUCACACAGGUGGAACUUCCAAUACUCGCCCGGCUUAGCGAGGAUGUGUUCAUUGCACCUCAGGGAGGGCUGCACUCGCGUGGUGACAAGAUCAUGAACCUUUUGGGUACCGGGUGCAAGCACCGUUCGUUGAUGCUUUGGGGAGUGGCAGACUUCUUGUGGGUCACCGAUCGCCCGCCUCUGCGUUUGGGGCAGUCUUUGCAAAAAAGGGCCUAUGAAUCUGGCAUGGCAUCCCUUACUGCUUACGCCAGCCUAUCAUCAAUGAACUUGGAGAAGGGCCGGGUCAACUACAAAGUUCGCCCCAAAUGGCACGCAUGGUGCCACAUGGUUUUCGAGUUCGCCACCAGCGAUGAGAAUUGUAGGAACCAUAAAACACUGGCUGAAGAAGAUAUGCUUGGUAAAAUCACCAAGAUAGCCAGUGCUACUCAUGGUGCCACAGUGGCAAAACGAUUCUUUCAAAGAUUCAGUUUAUUUUUGGGGAUGCACUGGGAAAAACUGUGCAAUCUCCAGGACAUGGAGAUUCAGGAGAUUUGGUGA
Cladocopium goreaui is the source of this 2145-nucleotide messenger RNA. Lineage: Eukaryota; Dinophyceae; Suessiales; Symbiodiniaceae. The record is from the annotation of a GenBank genome assembly.